CCUUUUUCUGUCUCUUUCUUUCUUUACCCUUUCCAUUUUUUUUUCUUUAUUCCUUUAUACAAGAAAUGUCCGUUCCUUCUCCUAAUGAUUCUCAAUCCUUUCUUACUUGGUAUUUAGCGCAGCUGGCUGCUCAUCCUUUACGUACCAAGGCUUGUACUAGCGGUAUUUUGUCAGGUACUCAAGAACUUUGUGCUCAAAAACUCUCAGGUCAAAAGAAAAUUGACAAACGUAUCAUUCAAAUGUUUCUCUAUGGUCUUUGUAUUUCUGGUCCUUUAAGUCACUUUUUGUACGAAAUCAUGAACAAGGUGUUUGCCGGUAAAACUGGUCCCAAGGUCAAAGUGGGUCAAUUACUUUUCUCCAACUUGAUCAUAUCUCCCAUUAUGAACUCUGUAUAUAUUAGCGCUAUGACUUUUUUGGCAGGAGGACGAUCUAUCAAACAAAUGAAGGCCGCUGUUCAUGGUGGUUUAUUCCGUAUGCAAAAGAUGUCUUGGGUCAUUUCUCCUUUAUCAAUGAUCACCGCUCAAAAGUUUUUACCUCAACAAACUUGGGUGCCUUUCUUCAGUCUGAUUGCUUUUGUCUUUGGUACUUAUAUGAAUACCAUGUUGAAACGCAAGCGUAUCCAAGCCGAACAAGCCAAGAAGGAAUAGAUUAGUUUUUAUUAUUAUUUAUUAUAGAAUUCAAAUCUAAAUAUAUAUAUACAUAUGUUUAUUAUUUUUAUCAUCAUCUUGUCGUUGUUUUUUUUUUUAUUUAUUUAUUUAUCGGCAUUGUGGUAUCCAUGUGUGUGUGU
This is a messenger RNA of Halteromyces radiatus, 787 nucleotides long. RefSeq lists its product as uncharacterized. Gene Ontology annotation, cellular component: cytoplasm; membrane. Lineage: Eukaryota; Fungi; Mucoromycota; Mucoromycetes; Mucorales; Cunninghamellaceae. The record is from RefSeq and is a predicted model, not a curated record. The coding region runs from base 66 to 647 and encodes 193 amino acids. The transcript is spliced from 3 exons.